GAAGGAUCUUAUUGUAUGGCUAGUACUGGAUAUGAACAUGAACCAUCACUGUAUACAAGGACAUGCUGCAACAGCAGUAACUUAGGAGAGGCUUUUUCUAUCCAAGAAACUGGCAAAAGACAAUAUAUUCUUUGUCCUAAUGUAUACCCAAAGUCAUGUCCAAAAGGUACUGCAAUAAUAGUAGAAGUGUUUAAUUCUUGUAUUAUAGAUAUCAGUGACUGUAAGAGCUUGUUUGAGGAUGGUAAUACUACAAGUGGUGUUUAUACUGUUAAUCCUGAUGGAGGGACUCCAUUUGAAGUAUACUGUGAUAUGGAGACUGAUGGUGGUGGAUGGACUGUAUUUCAGAGGAGACAAGAUGGAUCUGUUGAUUUCUAUAGGAACUGGACUGACUAUGAGAAUGGAUUUGGUAACCUUACUGGUGAGUUUUGGUUAGGAUUGAGCAAGAUUCAUCGUCUUACUAAAGAAGGAUCAAACACACUAAGAGUGGACCUGGAAGACUUUGAGGGGAACACAAGUUUUGCUAGUUACUCUACAUUCAGUGUUAGUGAUGGUAGUACUGAAUAUAUACUAACAGUAGGAGGAUACUCUGGUACUGCUGGGGAUAGUCUGAUCAUCCAACAUAAUGGAAUGAAAUUCACUACAAGAGAUAAUGAUAAUGAUUUCAGGCCAAAUCGUAACUGUGCCUACUAUCGCAAGGGUGCCUGGUGGUAUAAAAAAUGUGCUUCUUCAAAUCUUAAUGGUCAUUAUUUUAAUACUGCAACUAAUGAUUAUAAAGGAAUUGUGUGGUGGAGUUGGAAAAGGGCACACAUUAGCCUCAAGUUCUCAGAGAUGAAAACUCGUCGUAACAAUUAAAUACUGUCCCCCACACACAUAAGUGUGUUUACAUUGUGCUGAUAUAUUAU
This is a messenger RNA of Amphimedon queenslandica, 902 nucleotides long. Its product is annotated as fibrinogen C domain-containing protein 1-like. The transcript has 2 exons. Bases 16 to 852 code for a protein of 278 amino acids. The record is from RefSeq and is a predicted model, not a curated record. NCBI's taxonomy places the organism in Eukaryota, Metazoa, Porifera, Demospongiae, Haplosclerida, Niphatidae.